Messenger RNA from Chaetomium strumarium, 1269 nucleotides. RefSeq lists its product as uncharacterized. The record is from RefSeq and is a predicted model, not a curated record. Bases 128 to 895 code for a protein of 255 amino acids. NCBI's taxonomy places the organism in Eukaryota, Fungi, Ascomycota, Sordariomycetes, Sordariales, Chaetomiaceae. The transcript has a single exon.
UCAACCCGUCUCACUGUUCAGAAGCACAAACCAGCUAUAUAGGCCGUCGACCGCCAUUCGGCCAUUGUAUCGACUGAUCACCGUCGACCAUCCCUUUGUCGACCCAUCACCAACACUAUAGUUCAAGAUGCUUGCACUGCACAACCCGUCUGUUCCGGCCGUGAGCAACCGGCCUCAGUUCAUGACCACUCAGCCGGAAACGACAAUAAAAACAGCGAUGGCCGCCGGCCUGGGGAGCAGUCUAGUGCUGUUCCACGGUCUUCACAGUCUAUCACCACACAUCUUCGCCCAGGCGGGACUACCACCAUCGCCAACAUCGCCGCGAUCACCAGUAUCGCCACACACUCCAGACACGAAAAUGGGCGGCUGCGCCUCCAAAGAUGCCUCCCCCCACCACCACCGUCAAGGCGCUGGAUACGCCUCGACCGAGAAUCUCAACCCCCGCCCCUACCAGCACCAGCACCAGCGCCAACAACAACAACCAAAGCACAGCAGCAGGAGGAGAACCCCCCACCCGGAAUACCGCCUGCACCUGACCUGCGCAAGCUGCACCGCCUCGCGCAGGGACUGCUCCAUCGCGCGCGACUACAACAUGCAGUGCGCCCUGGCCUACACAGAUUCUCCGAGGGGUAGGGGUAGUGAGCAGCAGCAGGCGGUGAGCCAAUCGCUCAAGACGUGGACGGUCGAGCUCGACUUCUGCAGCUGGGCCAAGGUCAAGCGCGACGAGGCGGACCGCGCGAAGGCCGUGUUGGCGGAUUAUCUAGGGGAUCCGUAUUCCUACGGCGAGGAUCCGAGGGAAUAUCGCGGGAAGGGGAGUCGGAGGAGGCCGAUCUGUGUUGAGGAAUUCAAGGAGAAGUUGGGUGGUAGGGGGGUUGGGUUUAGGAGUAGUCUCUGAUCUAGGUUUGUUUUGUUUUCCAACUUUCUCAUUUUUCUUUGGUAUGCUGGAUGAGGCGCAAGAUGCUCUCGUGGUCGUUGACAGGCCUCUGAGGAUUGGGUUUGGUACCAUGGGCAUGGCGCUUGUGAGUUUGGACCGCGCGUUCCGUGAGGACGGCAGCUGGGAGAAGCAUAUUGCAUGUUCCCUUUAAAAGGGCGGGAAUGAUAAUGGGCUGGCGCAAAACGAUAGAGAUGUAAUACCCAUUGCUGAAUAUAGCAUACUAGUACUGAACAGAUUGCUUGUCUCUUUGCCAAUGCUUUAGUCGUGAUGUAUCUGAUUUCUUAGCUGCCGUUUUUGUAAGGUACCUUACCCUUCCUAACAGAAGUCAAAGAACG